Salvelinus fontinalis (brook trout) is the source of this 5785-nucleotide messenger RNA. RefSeq names its product metal transporter CNNM4-like. Gene Ontology annotation, cellular component: plasma membrane. Gene Ontology annotation, biological process: magnesium ion transport; magnesium ion homeostasis. The record is from RefSeq and is a predicted model, not a curated record. Bases 30 to 2522 code for a protein of 830 amino acids. NCBI's taxonomy places the organism in Eukaryota, Metazoa, Chordata, Actinopteri, Salmoniformes, Salmonidae. Gene Ontology annotation, molecular function: sodium ion transmembrane transporter activity; magnesium ion transmembrane transporter activity. The transcript has 8 exons.
UCUCCGAGUUGGCUGAGAGUGAAACAAACAUGGCGACAGACUGGAGUGGUUGGCAGGGGUAUACGCUAACUUUAAUCGUUUUACUAUGGUGUACGGCGAGCACAGAAGCCGAGACGGGGAUCCCGGAGACCGGUAGCCCCACCCAGGUCUUCGGCAUGCGGCUGGAGAGGAGCGACAAGCCGGCCACUACCACCGACGACGGGGUGAUCCAAGUAACAGAGGAGAGCAACAUCUUCAUGAGGUUCUACGGGCUGCAGAUUCUUCCUGACACCUCGUCACAGAUCAAGUUCAUGGAACAUGAACAUGUUGAUGUUACUAGCAAUAAUGCUAAUUUUAACAGGACUUGCGCCGAAUAUACCAAAGAUAUCGUUAUUCGGGGUGGCAUGAACGUGAGCCACCUCGGAACCUCCGGGGUGGUGAGUUUGAAAAUCAAGCCGCUACGGAAGCGCGAGCUCAAGAAGGAGUAUGGGCUCUGCGUCCGGGACAGUCAAGAUGGCAAGUGGUACCUGUUGGGUGAGGAUGACGGGAGGCUGCGAGUGGUUGAGGAAAAGAAAUCCAUGCUUCCUAUGUGGUUCCAGUGUAUCCUCAUCUGCACUCUGUUGGUACUGUCAGGUAUGUUCAGCGGGCUCAACCUGGGACUCAUGGCCCUGGAUCCUAUGGAGCUCCGGAUAGUCCAGAACUGCGGUACCGAAAAGGAGAAGAGGUACGCCAGCAAGAUCGAGCCCAUUCGGAGAAAAGGGAACUAUCUUUUAUGUUCCUUACUCCUGGGUAAUGUGCUAGUCAACACAACGCUCACCAUCCUCCUGGAUGACUUGAUAGGGUCAGGUCUGGGAGCAGUGGUCGCCUCCACUAUAGGUAUUGUCAUAUUCGGGGAGAUCGUUCCCCAGGCGCUGUGCUCUCGCCACGGACUGGCUGUAGGAGCCAACACCAUCAUGGUGACCAAGUUCUUCAUGUUGGUGACUUUCCCCCUGUCAUGGCCCAUCAGUAAACUCCUGGACUGCAUCUUGGGCCAGGAGAUCGGUACCGUGUACAACAGGGAGAAGCUGGUGGAGAUGCUGAGAGUAACGGAACCGUACAAUGACCUGGUCAAAGAGGAACUCAACAUGAUCCAGGGUGCGCUUGAGCUCAGGACCAAAACUGUUGAAGAUGUCAUGACGCCGAUCAGUAAUUCCUUCAUGAUCCACAGCGACGCCGUGUUGGACUUUAACACCAUGUCAGAGAUCAUGGAGAGCGGUUACACGCGCAUACCGGUGUUUGAGGAUGAGAGGUCUAACAUUGUGGAUAUCUUGUUUGUCAAGGACCUGGCUUUUGUUGAUCCAGAUGACUGUACGACGCUGAAGACCAUCACCAAGUUCUACAACCACCCGGUUCACUUUGUGUUCCAUGACACCAAGCUGGAUUCCAUGUUAGAGGAGUUCAAGAAAGGUAAGUCCCACCUGGCCAUCGUUCAGAAGGUGAAUAAUGAGGGGGAAGGGGAUCCGUUCUACGAGGUGCUGGGAUUGGUUACCUUGGAAGACGUCAUCGAGGAGAUCAUCAAAUCAGAGAUCCUGGACGAGUCGGACCUUUACACUGACAACAGCAGAAACAGGAAGAAGGUGGCACCCAAUAAGAACAAACGAGAUUUCUCCGCCUUCAAACAGAGUGAGAGCGAAUCCAAAGUCAAGAUCUCCCCUCAGCUGCUAUUGGCCGCUCAUCGUUUCCUGGCAACAGAGGUGACGUUAUUCAGCCCGUCCCAGAUAUCAGACAAGGUUCUGUUGAGGAUUCUGAGACACCCCGACGUCAUCCAGGACAUUAAGUUCAACGACAGUGACAAACGCUGUCCUCAACACUUUGUCUACCAGAGAGGGAAGGCUGUUGACUACUUCAUACUCAUACUGCAGGGUCGGGUGGAGGUGGAAGCCGGGAACGAGAACAUGAAGUUUGAGACGGGACCCUUCUCCUACUACGGAGUCAUGGCCCUCAGUGCUCCCACGUUAGUGGUGUCAUCUCGUCCUCGUCACCUCUCUCUAAAGCGGUUCUCUCUGUUCUCCAGGUUGCCAGAGUUCCGCUCCCCGUCACACAUCAGUGGUUUGAACAGGACCGCGUCUCUGAGCGCUGCAGAUCGGACAGAGUCGGUGUCUGUCAGCGGCAGUAGCAGCCAGCUCAACACUCAGUUCCCCUCACCGUCAUACACACCCGACUUCUACGUACGAGCUCUCUCAGACCUGCAGUUCGUCAAGAUCACACGUGCCCAAUACCAGAACGGUCUGAUGGCGUCUCGUCUGGAUUCCUCCCCCCAGUCACCUGAUUGCGGCCACCCCCGUCUGGAGGGUACCCCGCCCCCCGUGGGCACCGCCACCCUCAGCUUCCUAGCUGACGACACCCCCACUCCGGAGAAAAGCCCCCUCCUGGCUGAUGAGACCACCUCUCUCCUCAACGAGCAGUACGGCCCUCUCCUGGCUGAUGAGACCACCUCUCUCCUCAACGAGCAGAACUCUCUGCCUCACAACCACCACCACAACCCAUCAGAGAGCAGCAUAUGACACACACACUAGUACACACACUUAUAUAUGUGUGUUUACACACACUACCAGGGACUGAGGAGACUGUGUGUGAGCACACACACACACACACACACACACACACACACACACACACACACACACACACACACACACACACACACACACACACACACACACACACACACACACACACACACACACACUGACAUUAUGCCAAACUGUCUUGAGGAACGACUCUCUUCCCCCAUUUUAAAAGUCAACCCUGAGGCUGGUAGUGUGUACAGUGUCAGCUAUUCCCCCCUGUACCCCCUCUUCUUCCAGCAUGGUCAGCCUUCCCCCCGUACCCCCUCUUCUUCCAGCAUGGUCAGCCUUCCCCCUGUACCCCCUCUUCUUUCAGCAUGAUCAGCUAUCCCUCCUGUACCCCCUCUUCUUCCAGCAGGGUCAGCUAUCCCCCCUGUACCCCCUCUUCUUCCAUCAUGGUCAGCCUUCCCCCCGUACCCCCUCUUCUUCCAACAUGGUCAGCUAUCCCCCCUGUACCCCCUCUUCUUCCAGCAUGGUCAGCCUUCCCCCCGUACCCCCUCUUCUUCCAGCAUGGUCAGCCUUCCCCCCGUACCCCCUCUUCUUCCAGCAGGGUCAGCUAUCCCCCCUGUACCCCCUCUUCUUCCAGCAGGGUCAGCUAUCCCCCCUGUACCCCCUCUUCUUCCAGCAGGGUCAGCUAUCCCCCCUGUACCCCCUCUUCUUCCAGCAGGGUCAGCUAUCCCCCCUGUACCCCAUCUUCUUCCAGCAGGGUCAGCUAUCCCCCCUGUACCCCCUCUUCUUCCAGCAGGGUCAGCUAUCCCCCCUGUACCCCCUCUUCUUCCAGCAGGGUCAGCUAUCCCCCCUGUACCCCCUCUUCUUCCAGCAGGGUCAGCUAUCCCCCCUGUACCCCAUCUUCUUCCAGCAGGGUCAGCUAUCCCCCCUGUACCCCCUCUUCUUCCAGCAUGGUCAGCCUUCCCCCCGUACCCCCUCUUCUUCCAGCAUGGUCAGCCUUCCCCCCAUACCCCAUCUUCUUCCAGCAGGGUCAGCUAUCACCUCUGUACCCCCUCUUUCAGCAUGGCACAAUGUCAUUAUUGGUCUGUCUGACUGCAUUGUCUGUGUGUUUCUGCAAAGUGAGUUCUGUGUGUGUGUGUGUGUGUGUGUGUGUACUGUAACAGAGUUAGGGACAGAGAUCAAAGAAGACGACAGAGAUGUCAGAAGCUGUGCUGUUGGAGAGAAGGACUAGGACCAUGUGGAGGAAGGGGCAGGGGUAUGAGAGAGCAAAGUAGAGCGAGAUGGAGCAUAGAGAUAAUGUGACAUGGUAGUGGUGUUGGGCUCAAUAGGACUGGACUGAGGGAGGUCCCUUAUGACCAUUCGUUUUCUACACUGACUAAACAAGGGAUUUUUUUAUAUGGAUUAACAGUUGUUUUUCUUCUCACUUUUAUAUAAAAAGUCCAUCAGUGUUUCAGAUAUAGACAGGUCGUAGCUAGUUACAGAUGCCUACAGGGAGAGGUGUAUGUGUGUGUGUGUGUGUGUGUGUGUGUGUGUGUGUGUGUGUGUGUGUGUGUGUGUGUGUGUGUGUGUGUGUGUGUGUGUGUGUGUGUGUGUGUGUGUGUGUGUGUGUGUGUGUCCUCCCCCUUGCUGUUUCCUGGUCUGCUCUGUCUCCACUGUAAAGCCACACCACUCAGGGAGACUCAAAUAAACAGAUAGAAGCACCAUCAACAGCAACACAACAACAUCCACAUGUGUAGUAACCCCCAACCAUUAAUUAACGCCAACUAUACAGCUGAAGACAAAGACCAAUCAGAACAUGUGUAGUAACCCCCAACCAUUAAUUAACGCCAACUAUACAGCUGAAGACAAAGACCAAUCAGAACAAAGCAUGUCAAAGAGGAAACUAAUAUAUGUUAUAAAUAUGUAAUAAUACUAUAUUGAAAAAGAAAAUGCUAUUUAUUAAUUCCAUGUAUGCUGAGAGAGGGGAAAACGUGUCUGUUGGUUUGUAUUUGUGGAUAUUCAUGUCAAGGUGUAUAGUAGAUUAGUGGUCUUUAUGAGUUUCCUCAGACUUCUAUGGGGAAGGCGUAAAUAAAAGACAGCUAGUCUUUUAGCUAGGGGCUUCUCCUUUUCCCCAAAGAUGCCAAUGGAUUCAUCAGGGAUGGACCACCAGUGUGUGUUGUAAGACAAUCAAUAUGAUGAUGAUGAAUGUGGCAGAUGUGUAGGGUACGUUACUAUAAAGGGGACUGAGAGCCCUUUCCUGCUUUCAGAUGGACUGGGGACUGGGGUGAGAGGCCCUUGGUCGAAGAUUUUGGGGUGGAAAAACUUAAAGGUUUGUUUCUGUCUGUGUGACCAAGUGGCAAUCACAUUCGGGAACAGUAACCUAAUUAGAAAAAUGCCUCCUGUCCUGAGAAAAUAUACCUUCAUAUAUAUAUAAUUGACUAUUUAUUUUGCAUAAAAUUCAAGUUGUAUAUUUGAGAUUUUUUUUUCCGUUGUAAAUUUUGUUGUCUGUGUUUUAUAAUCUAGCGUUUUCAUUGAGAAUAUUGUCAUUAUCACGAUGAGAUUCCUUUUAAAUGUAGCAGUUGAACGGGGUGGUUGACAGCCAGUCCAGUGCAAAGUGAAUCCGUUUUAUGCUUUAGUCUCUAGACCCAUCUCAUCAGUCCUAAAUCGUAUAUUAUAUUUCCCAGACCUGUCCUGCACAUUUGCCCAUGUAUCGAUCUAUUGAAUAACACUGUGACAUUAUCAUUUUACCAAGUCUAUAGUAGUUGUCCAAAUUAACAGCAUUGUUUUACCAAAUAAUUAAUUCAUCUUUCCAAUUCAUCUUUUAUAUUAAAUGUUUUACACACAAAAAAAAAGCACUGCAGAUUCCACAAAAAGGACACAGUCACCAAAGGGAUAUAUUCUCUGUCUAAAGUAAUAUCUUUGUGCUGGACUGGUAUGGGCCGACCCUCCCCUCCUUUAAAACAAGUGUUCACAUUGAUCAUGGAACCAGAACUGGACUGUAACUCUCCUGGAGGGGAAUGGUCAAGCACUUUUUUCUACAACUUUAUUUUUCAUUUUUAAUAGUUGGGAUGUGGUGUAGUUAUGAAUCCAAAGGAUGGGGAAGAAUUCUGUGGAGGAAAAAUAAAUAAGAAUCUCCCUUUAAAAAAAAAUUAAAUAAAAAUUGUAUUGAUUCAGGGUUAGUAUGUUAUGUUGAACUGUACGCCUUGUUCAGAGCCAAUGUGACUCUGAGUGGUCUAGACAGACACAGGGAAUAUUAAAAAUACCUUCAAAUA